This is a messenger RNA of Ochotona curzoniae (black-lipped pika), 3038 nucleotides long. It is a transcript of the gene ADAM17, whose product is annotated as ADAM metallopeptidase domain 17. The record is from RefSeq and is a predicted model, not a curated record. Gene Ontology annotation, molecular function: metalloendopeptidase activity. Gene Ontology annotation, biological process: Notch signaling pathway; membrane protein ectodomain proteolysis. Gene Ontology annotation, cellular component: plasma membrane. The transcript has 19 exons. Lineage: Eukaryota; Metazoa; Chordata; Mammalia; Lagomorpha; Ochotonidae. Bases 130 to 2661 code for a protein of 843 amino acids.
AGCCUUCCCGGAGGCGGCACGGGCGGGAGCCGGGGUCGGAGGGGCCGCGCCGCGCGGGGACCUGCUAGUCCCCUCCAUGUGAGCAGUUCUCCGCAGCCCGGUCAGGCGAGGUCUGCCCGCAGAGGGACCAUGAGGCCGCGGCUCCUCUUCCUCACCGGCUUGGUUCCUUUGGUGUUGGCGCCGCGACCUCCGGACGGCGCGGGGUUCGACUCCCACCCGCGACUCGAGAAGCUUGAUUCUUUGCUCUCAGACUACGAUGUCCUCUCUUUAUCUAGUAUCCAGCAGCACUCGGUAAGGAAAAGGGAUCUACAGGCCUCGGCACACUUAGAAACACUGCUCACUUUUUCAGCUUUGAAAAGACAUUUUAAAUUAUAUCUGACAUCAAGUACUGAACGCUUUUCACAAAAUUUCAAAGUCGUCGUGGUGGAUGGCAAAAAUGAGAGCGAGUACACUGUGAAGUGGCAGGACUUCUUCAGCGGACACGUGGUUGGUGAGCCUGAUUCUAGAGUUCUAGCCCAUAUCGGAGAUGAUGAUGUUACAAUAAGAAUCAACACAGAUGGGGCAGAAUACAAUGUAGAGCCACUUUGGAGAUUUGUUAAUGAUCCUGCCGAGAAAAGAAUGUUAGUGUAUAAAUCUGAAGAUAUUAAGAACGUUUCCCGUUUGCAGUCUCCAAAAGUGUGUGGCUAUAUAAAAGUGGAUGGUGAAGAGUUGCUUCCAGAGGGGCUCAUGGACAUGGAGCCCCCUGAAGGGCUUGCUCACCGCGUGAAGAGGCGAGCUGAGCCAAACCCCAUGAAGAACACGUGCAAACUGCUGGUGGUCGCCGAUCACCGCUUUUACAGAUACAUGGGCAGAGGGGAGGAGAGCACCACCACCAACUACCUGGUGAGCAUACGGGGUGGUAAAUGCGCACUGCGUAACGGCUGCUUCCUUUCUACACAGAUAGAGCUGAUCGACAGAGUGGAUGAUAUCUACCGGAACACCUCGUGGGACAAUGCGGGGUUCAAAGGUUACGGAGUGCAGAUAGAGCAGAUUCGCAUUCUCAAGUCUCCACAAGAAGUGAAACCUGGAGAAAGGCACUAUAACAUGGCAAAAAGUUACCCAAAUGAAGAGAAGGAUGCUUGGGAUGUGAAGAUGCUGCUGGAGCAAUUUAGCUUUGAUAUAGCUGAAGAAGCAUCUAAAGUCUGCCUGGCACAUCUUUUCACUUACCAAGAUUUUGAUAUGGGAACUCUAGGACUGGCUUAUGUGGGUUCUCCCCGAGCAAACAGCCAUGGCGGUGUAUGUCCCAAGGCUUACUAUAGUCCUGUUGGGAAGAAGAAUAUCUAUUUGAAUAGUGGUUUGACCAGCACGAAAAAUUACGGUAAAACCAUCCUUACAAAGGAAGCUGACCUGGUUACAACUCAUGAGUUGGGACACAAUUUUGGAGCAGAACAUGAUCCUGACGGUUUAGCAGAAUGUGCCCCGAAUGAGGAUCAGGGAGGAAAAUAUGUGAUGUACCCCAUUGCUGUGAGUGGGGACCACGAGAACAAUAAGAUGUUUUCAAACUGCAGUAAACAGUCCAUCUAUAAGACCAUCGAAAGUAAGGCCCAGGAGUGUUUUCAGGAGCGCAGCAACAAGGUGUGUGGGAACUCGAGGGUGGACGAGGGUGAAGAGUGUGACCCUGGCAUCAUGUACCUGCACAACGACACGUGCUGCAACAGCGACUGCACCCUCAAGGCCGGCGUGCGGUGCAGUGAUCGGAACAGUCCUUGCUGUAAAAACUGCCAGUUUGAAACUCCCCAGAAGAAAUGCCAGGAGGCUAUUAACGCUACCUGCAAAGGCGUGUCUUACUGCACAGGGAACAGCAGCGAGUGCCCGCCUCCAGGCAAUGCCGAGGAUGACACGGUGUGCUUGGACCUGGGCAAGUGUAAGGAUGGCAAGUGCAUCCCUUUCUGUGAGCGGGAGCAGCAGCUUGAGUCCUGUGCCUGCAACGAGACAGACAACUCCUGCAAGGUGUGCUGCAGGGACCCUUCCGGCCGCUGCGUGCCCUACGUUGACGCUGAGCAGAAGAACUUAUUUUUGAGAAAAGGAAAGCCCUGCACAGUGGGGUUCUGUGACAUGAACGGCAAAUGUGAAAAGCGUGUGCAGGAUGUAAUUGAGCGACUCUGGGACUUCAUCGACCAGCUGAGCAUCAAUACUUUCGGGAAGUUUUUAGCAGACAACAUCGUAGGCUCCGUCCUGGUCUUCUCCUUGAUAUUUUGGAUUCCUUUCAGCAUUCUUGUCCAUUGUGUGGACAAGAAGCUGGAUAAGCAGUACGAGUCCCUGUCGCUGUUUCACCCCAGUAAUGUGGAAAUGUUGAGCAGCAUGGACUCGGCCUCGGUGCGCGUCAUCAAGCCCUUUCCCGCGCUCCCCACACCAGGCCAGCUACAGCCCAUCCCCGCGAUGCCGCCCGUGCCUGUGGCGCCCAAGCUCGACCACCAGAGAAUGGCCACCAUCCAGGAAGACCCCAGCACAGACUCACAUGUGGAGGAGGACGGCUUCGAGAAGGACCCCUUUCCCAACAGCAGCGCAGCUGCCAAGUCCUUUGAGGACCUCACAGACCACCCAGUGACCAGGAGCGAGAAGGCCGCCUCUUUUAAGCUGCAGCGGCAGCAUCGCGUUGACAGCAAGGAGACGGAGUGUUAGCGUGGGUGCUGGGACUGAGCUGUCAGAGGAUGUUUAUUGAAUUGACCUGCAAUCAUAGCCUCUAUUUUGUGAAGAUUUGGGAGACAGAAGGAAGUGACUUAAUGGCAGAUGCUGGUCAUGUGUUUGAACUUCCUUUUUGUUUACCACAGUUGCGUGGGUUGGCCCUUUUCCUGUUGAAGAGGUAAGGUACAUCUAGCUUAUUUUGAGGCUUUCAGGUUUAACUUCUUGAUCUUUAAAGUGUCCCUUGACCUGUGGUACCAAAGCAGAAAAUACAGCUGGAUGAGGUUUGAAUAUUUACAUUUUUGUAAAUUAACCUUUUAUGUUGAUGACGCACUGAUCAGACACUGUAGUGACCCACCGAGUGUUUGCCUGUGCGG